Messenger RNA from Cordyceps militaris CM01, 1908 nucleotides. Its product is annotated as M protein, serotype 2.1 precursor, putative. The record is from RefSeq and is a predicted model, not a curated record. Bases 1 to 1908 code for a protein of 635 amino acids. Lineage: Eukaryota; Fungi; Ascomycota; Sordariomycetes; Hypocreales; Cordycipitaceae. The transcript has a single exon.
AUGUCUGCCGUCGCCAAAAAGCCACCUGGUGGCGUUGGCCGAAUCUCCCAUACCGAGACCACAACGUCACCCAGCCCUUCGCCAUCACGAACCACCUCUCAACGCAAUUCGACGUCGACUCCCACCGGUCAUGCCCGCACACGCUCAACCCGCAUGGGAACUCCGGUGUCCGCCCGCGCAGCUGCCGCAGCCCGCAAGAACAGCACAGCCGCAGAGUCAGACGCCCACGCCGAGGCUACCGCUGCCGCCGAGGAUCUCCAGCAGCGCCUGGAGAAGGAGGAGAAGCAAUCAGAGCUGUUCAGCAAGCAGAUCGACGUCCUCCAGACCAAACUUGACGAUGCGGUCAAGGAGUCUGCAACGCUCGAGGAAAAGGUCCACGAGUACGAAGAGCAGCUCGAAGCCUUCACCAACGAAAAACGAGAGGCCACCCGCCAGAUCCGUGAAAUGGAAACCAUCUACGAGGCGGAACGCAGUUCCAUGCUCAAGGAAAAGGAGGACAUGGCCAACAAGGAAGAGCAGAUGCAAACCAUUAUCCAGAGGCUCAAAGACAGCCUUGCCCAACGUAAUCAUGGCGAUGAUGACUCGCGCCCCUCCCGGACAGGCAAGUACCACCUCUCUCACCUGGUGCUUGAUGACACAGUCACUAACCUGGAAAUAGCCAACGCGUCGCCCUCGAUCGACGGCAGCAGCUUCGCCCCACCAUCCUCGCUCCAGAGAAGUGACUCCCGCAACAGCUCAAAGCUUAUCCUACAAAAGGACAAACUCAUUGAAUCACUACGACUAGACCUCGGCGAGGCUCAGAAAAAGCUGGAAGAAUCUGAGAAUCAAGGCGGUGGCCACCUCCGGGAGGUCGAGCGCCUGCUGAUGGAAGCUCGCCUGGCCAACGCUAGACUGAUGGAGGACAACGAAAGCUACCAGCUGCUUCUCAAGGACAAGACGCUUAAGGGCGACUUUGGCCAGAGUGACUUUAGUUAUAUGAGCUCCAACCAAGAUGCCUUGGCCGCUCUUGAAGGCAAAGUCCCUGCUGCCUCAUCGCUGGCCGACGAGCUCUCUGAUGCCACCGCGGCUGAAGGUGAAGGCGAUCGUCGCCUCGAGGGAGAGCUCAAGUCUAUGAAGGAGCAGAACAAGGCUCUGACUCUAUAUAUUAACAAGAUCAUCGAGCGCCUCCUGCAGCAUCAGGACUUCGAGUCUAUCUUGGACCAGUCCAGCGACGGAAAGGGCAAUGUCAACAAGGAGUUGCCUCCCCCUCCGAACGGCGCAUCCCUUCUCCAGCGUGCUAAAUCCAUGGCCAUGGGCCCCAGCCUGAACAACAAAUCAAAACCUCGCCCGAUUUCUGUGAUGCAGGCCAGCACACCCAACUCUGCGCAUACGGAUCCGGAGCGGGCGCCCAGUAUUCCUAUCGGCAAUCUCGGUCGCUCCACUAGUGUUCGACGAUCCCGCCCUCAGAGUGAACAGUUCCCUGGAGCUGCCAGUCUGGUAAGCCAGAUGUACAAGGGUCCUGAUGGUCCCCUCUCGCCUCCUCUUGGCAACCCUCGAAACUCGCAAGGCUUCCAGUCUGGUGCCAGCGCCACUGGCAACGGCACGUCGCGCAUCCCCAGCACCAGCAGUCAAGCGCCAUCGUCGGCGGGCAAUUUCCCCGGCAUGCGCAGCGAGACGUCAAGCAUUAGUGGCGAGUCCGCCGAUAUCACCACACCGCCAUCGCAGUCACCUCCCCGCUCUGUUCACGAAAAGAAGACGACCUUUGUCGGAGGCACGCCGCGCCCUCUGCGCCUCGUGCAGGAGAAUGCCGACGCUGUCAGGGACAAGGAGAACAAACGCGCGAGCUGGUAUACUGGCUGGACAGGCUGGGCCAAGAAAGACGAUACGACCACGUUGCAGCAAGCGGCAAACGAGCCCAUUCCAGAGUAA